Molecule: messenger RNA, 7478 nt
Organism: Hydractinia symbiolongicarpus
Lineage: Eukaryota; Metazoa; Cnidaria; Hydrozoa; Anthoathecata; Hydractiniidae
Exons: 2
Coding region: 714-6059 (1781 amino acids)
Molecular function (GO): nucleic acid binding
Source: RefSeq, a predicted model, not a curated record
CCAGGCUACCAUAUUUGUUUUUGGUUGCCAUGCCUACCUGGUGUGAUGUAUAUAUAAGUUUUGCCACUCCUUUUUUGUCAUUCUUCAGUCAGCUCUUGAUUAGUCAACAUCAAGUUUUUGAGUUUCAAUGCACAAUAUUUCAAUGCACAACAAUGAUGAUGAUCUUACUUACACAAUAUUUCUAUGAGUGAUAUAGCUUGUUCUUCAAUUUCACAUAAGUUUACACUUGUCACACAUUUUCAUAGUACUUUACACUGGGCAGCUGUUUGAACGUAUAUCAAGAUAUCAAUUCAAAUCAAAAUUUUUGUUGUUACAAACACUUCCCUCUCGUGUGACGCCUCAACAUUCAAACAGAUUUUAAAAGCUGAAGUUACUAUGUACAAUUUCAUAUUCAACAUAAUUAUUAAUCACUUCUUCAAUCAUCGUUUGAGAUAGUUGUCAAUCAUUCUGUGUAAUCAUCAAUAUUCAUUAUUUAUCAAUUAAAGUUGUCAUUGAUGUAAUUGUUCAAACUGGACAACUCAAGAAAUCAAUCUACAAGACGUAACCUUAAUCGAAUUGAUUAUCGUGAACUCAAUUCAACUGGACGUGUUAUUCGUCGCGAAGAAGAAGUUUACGUUCCAGAAACUCACAUCCCAGAAACUUACAAUUCUCAGUUAUCUGCGCUCGAGAAAGCCAAUAUUUCACUACAACUUGACCAACUCUCAAUUAUAGAAAUGCCUUCCAACAACGAAGUUGAAGCUAAUAUUUUGAUUCAGGAGAUUGAAGACAUAAUUGACGAGAAUCCCAUAACACCUGAUAGUACAGUAGAUGUUAAUGCUGCAGUUGUCAAGUUACAGGAAUUACGAACAUCACUUAGGCGAUAUGAUAUUCUUCUCAAAGCUGAAAAUCAGACCCAAGAUCUAGUCCGUCAAAUUGCCUGUACACUUAUCAACGUCAAGGAGUACAUAAAGAACUCAAAGGACUGCAAAUCCAAACUCGACCUUCAGCAAAUAAAGAAAAAAAACGAUGAAGCUUCUCGUAAAGAAUGUUCAAAGCUGUUUGUCAUUGCUGAUCUACAAAGAAUUUUAUCUGAACUCAUCACUGAUUUUUCUAUUAACCUUGGUGACUUAACUGAUCCUGAAUUGUUACAAAUGAAAACAGAUUUGUCAUCUAAAAAUGAACUUGUCAAUAAAAUUGCACAAAAAUAUGAACUGAUACUUCAGACAUCAUUCAACACAGCUGAAGUAUUGCUCGAUGUUCAAAAUAUUGGUCAUAGUUACGAAAAGUUGAUUCAAAUCAAAUCAAAUUAUGCAAGAAAGUUACAUUCAUUACUGCAAAGUCGUGAUGUGUACAAGCAAAAAUUGUUCACUGCAUCAAAAUUAAAUAUACACUUGGAAAAAUUUUCUGGCACAUCAGACUCAUCAGAUUUUUACACUUUUAAACCCAACUUUAAUAAGCUGCAUCAAGAAUCCACACCAAAACAUCUGUUACCUGAUCUGCUGAAAAAUAAUUAUCUCAAGGAUCCAGCAUACAGCAUGGUCAAAAGCCUUGCAGACAUUAACGAGAUUUGGAAGAGACUUCAAUUUGCAUAUGGUAACGUUAAACACAUGCUAUCAAAAAAAUUGAAUCAACUUACUUACAUGGAACAUCUCUCCCGUUCAAAAAAUGCAGACAAUCUUGCACUUGCGUUAAGCAACAUUGUUAAUCUUAUGAAAGAGCUCAUGUCAUUGGCUGAAGAACAUCACGUCGAGGAAUAUCUCUAUUAUGGUAAUGGAAUUCAACAGAUCUCUUCACUUCUUGGUGACUCUCGUUUGUCGCGAUGGUUAGCAAUCAAUGAAGAUGUACCUCCAAAAGACACAUGGUGCAAACUGGUAGAAUUCCUCGAGAAAGAACAACGAAUUCAACAACAGAAGAUCAAUCUUAUUGGACCUAACAGCAAUUCAUCAUCCAAAGCUUCAAGGACACAAGAUCAUCAAAAAGACAGGAAGAAAGCUUUCAACUCAUCUUCAUCUGUAGUCACCUGUUCGAUUUGUGAAGCUCAUGAUGGUGAAUUCGAUCAUGUAUCAACUUCAGGUCCAAAUGGUAGUCGUAUUAUUCAAUACUACACAUGCAAGAAAUUUGCUGAGCUCACUCCUGCUAAUCGAUUUGCAUUGCUCAGGGAAAAGGGAUACUGUUAUCAGUGUCUUUAUCCCGGAGCAGAUGUCUCAUCAGGAAAACACAAGGAAAGGCGCUGCCAACACGAUUUCGUUUGUAAGCACGACUCACAUGAGAAGUAUACUGUACGAAAACAUGUUCUUGUAUGUGACGAGCACAAGGAUAACCAAGCCAACAAAGAUCUCCUAGAGAAAUUCAAAAGCCGAUGUGUACGAAAUUCAAGUCUUCCAACAUUUGCUCGAAAUAUCAGUUUGUCCUUCAUAAAUCAGUGUUUCAAAUCAAAUGGUGUAUCUGGUGAAGAGAAAGCACUAAAUCAUGGCAUAUUUCUUCUGCAAUCAAUCAUCAUCAAUAACCAACAAUAUACUAUAUUCUUCGAUAAUGGAUGUAGUGAUUUUAUUGUAAAGUACUCGGCAGUCAAGUCACUUGGUUCUUCAAAUGUCCAGCAGGAAUCAUCUCAGUCAAUAAAAAUCAGUGGCAUUGGUACUGCAACAACUCAAUCCACACAUGGAAUAUAUAAUGUCAAAAUUCCUUUGUUUAAAGGUCAAAUGGCUUCAUUAUCUGGUACUUGCUUGGAUAAUAUCGCUGGUACCUUUCCACAAUAUCCGUUAGAAGAACCAUACAACGAUAUCUGCUCCUCAUACAAGACGUCUGGUAGAGAUCCAUCAUUACUUCCUAAACCAUCAUCAACUGUAGGUGGUGACGUUCAUUUUAUGAUAGGCAUCAAAUACCUACGCUACCAUCCAAAGUUGGUCUAUCAGCUCCACUCUGGUCUAGCAAUUUAUGAGUCACCAUUUUUCAAUGCAAGUGGAGGACGUGGAAUCAUUGGUGGACCGCACUCUGUUUUUACUUGCAUUCAUCAAAGUUUCUUCACGGAGUCUGAAGUAUCUUCCUUCUUCAGCAAUCAGUACAAGCUAUUUAGGAUGGGUGUUCAAGUCAAUCCUGAUCUAUCUUUUCCAACUCUUCCAUCCAAGAUACAGAAACAUUUCGAGGACGUUGAGACCACUGGCUCAGAGAUAACCUAUAGAUGCAUUAACUGUCGAAACUGUAAAGAAUGCAAGAAUUCAUCACAUCAACAAACCAUCAGCAUUAGAGAAGAAAUGGAGCAGAGUAUCAUCAACGAGUCCAUUGACAUCGAUCUGAAAAGUCAAAUGAUUACAGCUACUUUACCAUUCAUCGACAAUCCCGAGCUCAAAUUGGCUCCAAAUAAGGAUAUCGCAGUCAAGACUUACUAUCAACAGUUAAGAAAGUUGGAAAAGAAUCCCACAGAUAAAGCUGACAUCAUAGAUUCAGAGUCAAAACUGCAACAGCUUGGAUUUGUGGAAUAUGUUCAUAAUCUUUCUGAAGAAUCGCAGUUUGCUCUCAAUAAUAACAUUAUUCAAAAUUUUAUACCAUGGAGAGUUGUCUGGAAGAUGACAUCAGUAACCACACCAUGUCGUAUAGUUUUUGAUGGAUCAUUCCCUACAGCCUCUGGUUUCAGCCUCAAUGACAUACUUGCAAAAGGUAGUAACAAUCUGAACAAACUUCAAGAGAUUCUCGUUCGCUGGUCAACCCACAAGAUCGGUAUUCACACAGACAUUCGUAAAAUGUACAAUACGAUACGACUUCACGAGAAACAUUGGUGCUACCAAAGGUAUGUUUGGCAGGAAAAUCUCGAUGUAAACAGAAUACCAUGUGAAAAAGUUAUCAAAACGCUCAUUUAUGGGAUAAGAUCAAGCGGUAACCAAGCUGAGCAGGGACUCAGAGAAAUCGCAAAUACGUUCAAGGAAAAAUUCCCAGAAGUACACAGAAUUGUUCAUGAAGACGUCUACGUCGAUGACUGUAUUACUGGGGAAGAUGAGGUCAAUACAGCACAUUCGCGAGCAGAUCAAUUGGAAUACGUUAUUCAACCUGGUGGUUUUGUCUUGAAAGGAGUUACCUUUUCUGGAGAUAAACCACUUCCCAAUCUUACAGAUGAUGGUGAAUCAAUCAUGGUUGGAGGAAUGAAAUGGUUUCCGGAAACUGAUGAGCUAUCAUUGAAUAUAUCUCAACUCAAUUUUGCAAAGAAGUUAAGGGGAAAGAAGCCAGAAGGUGCCACUGAUAUCAUCCCUAAAAAGUUAACCAGAAGACACUGUAUAUUGAAGGUUGCAGAAAUCUAUGACCUAACUGGAAAAAUCGCUCCACUCGUAGCCUCACUGAAGUUAGACUUACGUGAAUUAUGUCUUCGGCAAUUUCAUUGGGAUGAUGUUCUACCUGAUGACCUUCGUCAGAUUUGGUUGUCAAAUUUUGAAAUGAUGAAGGAAAUUGGAAACAUUCGAUUCAAACGCACAAUUAUUCCUCAAGAUGCUGUAAGUAUGGAUAUAGAAUUACUCGACUUUGGAGAUGCCAGUCAACAUCUUGUUUGUGUAUGCACUUAUGCCCGUAUUUUACGAAAGAAUGGCAAUUAUUCAUGUCAGUUAGUGUUAUCAAGGACAAGAACUGUACCCAAGGAUAUAUCACUUCCCAGGGCAGAACUUUAUGCUGCACUUCUGAACACUCAUACCGGAGAGAUUGUCAAACGCUCAUUCAAGAAUCUUGUCAAAUCUACUAAGAAGUUUACUGACAGUCAGAUCACUCUUCAUUGGAUCAGUAACGAUGAGAAGCCGUUAAAACAGUGGGUGAGGAACCGUGUUUUGGAGAUACAUCGUUUUACAUCGAAAGAUCAAUGGAGCUACGUACAAUCCAAGAAUAUGGUAGCUGAUAUAGGUACAAGACGUGGUGCCACCAUUGAAAAUGUAAAUCAGUCAUCAACAUGGAUAAAUGGUCUCAAUUGGAUGCAUCUACCAGCAGAUAAGUUUCCUGCGCAAUCUACGGCCGAAUUGAGGUUGUCGGAGCAUCAAAUGUCGGAGGUGAAGAAGGAAAGGAUCAUUUGGGUUCAUCACAUGACUGCCUCUAACAUUUCAGCGACCCUGCUGGAAGAGAUGAGAAGGCGUUAUCGGUAUUCACAAUACCUACUAGAUCCCCUCAGGCACAAAUUCACCAUGGUCAUCAAUAUCAUGGCAUACGUGAUCAGAUUCUGCAAGAUCCUCAUUAAUCAUAUCAAAGUCAACAAAAAAGCCAAGCCUCAUUCAAUUGUGCUUCGUGAUGAAGAAAUCAAAGCCGCCGAAAGAUAUUUCUUUGAAAAGGGGACAAAAGAAGUCUACCAUUUCUUAAGCAAAUCAAAGUAUGAAAAAAUCUCGACAGAAAAGGAUAACAUCCUGCUAUAUACAGGGCGAAUUCUACCAGAUAAAGAAGUGAAAAUUGCUGGUACAUUUACAGAUGUGAUGAAAGAUUUGUCUUCAGUUACGUUUUGCGUUCCCUUACUUGAAAGAUUUUCACCAAUAGCGUUCAGUAUAUCGUUAGACGUGCACUGGAAUAACACAACAGUAAAACAUUCUGGUGUUGAGACAACACAUCGAUAUGUCCUCAAGAAGGUACAUAUCAUUGAAGGAAGAAUCCUCAUCAAACAUAUCAAACGAUCAUGCCUUCGCUGCAGAUAUCUUGCCAAACGAACGGUUGAAAUGGCAAUGGGACCGAUAUCUUCGUGUAACAUGACCAUUGCUCUAGCCUUUUAUUUUACCCAAUUAGAUUUAUCUGGUCCAUAUCAGUCUUAUACGCCACAACAUAAGCGUACAACCACAAAGAUAUGGUUAAUUGUCUUUUGUUGUUGUGCCACAUCCGCUGUGAAAAUCAAAGUUAUGGAUGAUUAUUCAACGACAUCCUUCAUUCAAGCAUUCACAAGAUUUUCCUGUGACCACGGGUACCCAAAACGUGUGCUUUGUGAUGAAGGCAGCCAACUUGUAAAAGGCUGCAAAGAGAUGCAUCUGGAUUGGAUCAACCUCAAAUCAAAAUUAAUGAAAAAAGCUCGGGUUGAAUUUGAUGUGUCUGGUACAAGGGCACAAUAUGCAUGGCAAGGUGGAACGGAAAAUUAGAGAGAUAAAUUUAUCAAUUGAGAAGAAUCUACAAAAUCACAGAUUGUCGAUACUACAGUGGGAAACUUUAGCUUCAAGUAUUGCUAAUCAGAUCAAUAAUUUACCCUUUGCUGUAGGAGAUAUCACAGGAGACUUUGAAUGCAUAGAUCUCAUUACACCUAACAGAUUACUACUGGGACGUAACAACGAGCAAUGUCCAGAUGGAAUAAUUUUCUGUGAUAACCCAACGAAGAUCAUCAAGGAAAAUGAAAAAAUAUUCAACGCAUGGUUUGAAGUAUGGCUUCUAGUGCAUGUACCUAAGUUAAUGAAGCAAUCUAUAUGGUUUCAAAGUGAUUCGAUCAACGUAGGUGACAUUAUAUUAUUCACGAAACACGAUUCAGCCUUAUCAAAUCGAUACACGUAUAGUAUUAUCAAGCAUCUGAAAUAUGGAUCGGACGGCUUACCUCGAAAAGCAAAGAUUCAAUACAGAAACGAUAACGAAAAUAUGUUACGUGAGACGUAUAGGUCAGUUCGUGGCCUUGUGGUUAUUCAUUCGAUCGAGGAGUGUGAUUUUAUUGCUGAACUUGGAGCCAUGGCGAAUGAAAUCGAUAUGAAAUUAAUAAUAUAAAUUUUUCCCUUUUUGGCGGGGAAUGUAAAGUUAAAAUUCAAAAAGUACAAAAUUUAUAAAAAAGUUUAUAUUUAUAUUUAUAAUUAUUUAGUGAUAUUUUAGUUUGAGUGACACACCAUGGUAAUCAUCAGCAUCCAGGCUACCAUAUUUGUUUUUGGUUGCCAUGCCUACCUGGUGUGAUGUAUAUAUAAGUUUUGCCACUCCUUUUUUGUCAUUCUUCAGUCAGCUCUUGAUUAGUCAACAUCAAGUUUUUGAGUUUCAAUGCACAAUAUUUCAAUGCACAACAAUGAUGAUGAUCUUACUUACACAAUAUUUCUAUGAGUGAUAUAGCUUGUUCUUCAAUUUCACAUAAGUUUACACUUGUCACACAUUUUCAUAGUACUUUACACUGGGCAGCUGGUAAGUAUUAGCUAUUCUAUGUCAAAUAUUUUAUUUAAAUUUGAACUGGAUAUUUACCGUAAUUUUGUAUUUAUUUAGUUUGAACGUAUAUCAAGAUAUCAAUUCAAAUCAAAAUUUUUGUUGUUACAAACACUUCCCUCUCGUGUGACGCCUCAACAUCGUCCCACCGCCAAAUUUAUACGUUUAGCAUAUACUUUUUAUUGUGAUUGUCCCUAAGAACUUUGACUUUGUGGGAACUUUUAAACAGUGCAUUUUAUAUACAGCAUAUGCUUAUUUCAAAACAUUUAAGAACAUGAGAAGAUCUCUUUAACAUUUCCAUGUUACUUUGAAUUGUAAUAAAAUUGCUAAAAACAAAAGAAUGAAGCAAUACCUAAUCUAAGAAUAGUCAAAGUUUGUUUUAUAAUAUUUCUUAU